This is a messenger RNA of Symbiodinium pilosum, 987 nucleotides long. The record is from the annotation of a GenBank genome assembly. Lineage: Eukaryota; Dinophyceae; Suessiales; Symbiodiniaceae.
AUGGAAGUGCCAUUUCCUAGACCAGUGAAUCGAAACUGGACUGAAUGCAAGAUUUUCGCAAUGUGGGACUACCACGCCGGCAAGGUCCCUUUCUUCAUUCAGAAGGACUUGGAGUCCUGGGCUCUUCACUCCCACGGACGAUGCGGGAGCCCGGUGCUGAUCAACAACACCAACAUUCGUGAUUACAUCCCGGAUCUUCCAGAGGAGUACUUCAGGCUUCCAGACCAUGGUUCCCGCUCUGAUGUGAUCCGCUAUGCCCUGAUCUACCACCACGGAGGCAUCUACAUGGACACAGACAUCCUGGUUCUGCGGGAUCUCAACGAGGUACUCGACAAGGUGGCAGACGACUACGACCUGAUCUCCUACUCUUCAAAGCGAACCUGCAAAGCGUUCAGCUCGAACUUCUUGGCCGGACGCAAGCACAGCGCCUUCAUGAAAGAGGUCUGGGAGGCGCAGAAAAAGGCCAUGACCGACCACUGCGAAUCCCACGAUGAUCAAGACACCAAGGUGUGCUGUCCUGCAGACGUGAAGCGCAAAUGCCACGUGCACUGGGGAGCUAUCGGCGAGAUGAUCUCUCACCCGGUCUUCGACAAGUUUGCCACCAAAAGCCCUGAUAUGAAAAAGCAUUGCUUCGCUGAGGAGGACGGAGAGUCGUUCGCCCCAGAAGGCAUGGGCACCGUGCUCUUCACAAAGCGAAAGCUCCACGACGCCCUGCCCUACUUUUCAGGCAUCAAGACAAAGAAGCCCAUGGACCGCUUGGCUUACCACCUGUUCAAUGCCCAGGGCUUCCAAAGGGAGUACGCGGGCAGCGCCAUCUUCGAUGAAAAUCUUUUCGUCGGAGCGCUCUACAGGAAGAGUUUGGGCAGCGCCUCAGCUCCCCCAAAGGGGCCUACGGACGACGGCCCGGCAGAGUACUGCGCCUCUGAAGGUGAAGUUUGCCCAUGUUCUGGCAGAGUUUUCUUCGGACGAAAGUUUGACAAUGACAAG